This is a messenger RNA of Cimex lectularius (bed bug), 1481 nucleotides long. RefSeq lists its product as uncharacterized. The transcript has 8 exons. The coding region runs from base 153 to 1379 and encodes 408 amino acids. The record is from RefSeq and is a predicted model, not a curated record. NCBI's taxonomy places the organism in Eukaryota, Metazoa, Arthropoda, Insecta, Hemiptera, Cimicidae.
CGUGGCUUCGGGACGGAUUUCGUCCGUUUCGAAGGCGCCGACAAAUCCCUGUUCAGCCGAUUCAUUAAUUACAGGUGUACUUGUAUAUCUUAUCUGGAGAUAAAAACAGAAAAGGGGCAGAAGUGUUGUUGCAGUGAUGAAGUGAUGACACCAUGAAGGAGAGCCAUAGGACUGCGAGCAUUUGUGCAGGGAUAUACGCCCUGAUUCAAGGGAUUGUUUGGGCCCUCCUGGCGAUCUAUUCCUGCGCUAUUUACGGGUGCGUUGUGGAUUUCCCGUUCCGCCUUGAGGAAAGAAUCACGACUUCUCGCCUCCUCUACCUAUCGUACUUCAAAGGAUCAUGCAGGGCUCCACCGGGAUUGCCUUUAGUCGAAGCACCAUCGGCCAUAAGAACCUACUACUGGAUGUUGAUCUAUGGUGUAGUAAGUUCACUAUGGAUUCCAACAUCAGUGUUACUUAUAGUUGCCGCUAUGAAUAAGAUCAAGGGAAAGAUGGGAAUAUGCCUUUAUUAUCCUUGGAUAAUCAAUGCCGCUACUAUACAAAUAAUCGAUCUUGUCGCUUUUAUAAUCUACACAAUAGACAUUAAGCAGACUAUGACAGUUUCUGAUUAUGAGAAAUUCAUAAAUCAAACCGAAAAAGUGCCUGGUGCAAAUGGCAUAACUGUAGUACCAGCAAUAAUAAUGGCUUUGUUGUUCUCGAGAGGGAUCAUAUUUUGGUUAAUUAACUUGAUUCUACUCGGCAUCGUAAUUCAGGCUGCUCAUUCCGUUUCAAAAGUCUCUCCGACCUCUGAAUUCAUCGAGUCAGGGACCAGGGUGAGCCCGAUAGAUCCAGUGGGAGCGAGGUGGUUCAACCCUUCAGAAAGCAACGUCAUCCUAUCCGGCCUCCCAAGAGUGGAUCAGAGGAAACUGACGCCGAGCCCGAUUUUCUUGAGAAACGCUGAACAGCCCGAUUCUCCUCAGUCUCCGAUCUCAGAAAUCCCGCCACCCCCAAUGAUGAGGGAGCCUUCUUUAAGACGAACUCAAUCCGCAAACAAUGUUUACGAUGUGUACGGAAGGCCCACUACGGAUGCGCUUCCCCAGAACUCUCCUAUUUACAGAAGAGGACAUCAUGAAAACACAGGCAACGGGGCACUAAACAAUCAGUUACCAUGGUCGUACAUAAAUCCACAGGAACUUAGCACAAAAAAGCACGAACUCAAAACAAUUAAAGGAGUGCCAAAACCACCUAUACCUGUUCCAGACUAUUCAAUACGCUACGAACCAAAAUUGAGGGUGAAUUUGUCUCGUUCUAGUUCUUCGGUCGUCCCUAGUUCUUCUUACGGCCAUAAAAUGUGGGAAAGCGACUCUAGCGAAACAAAGAGAGCUCCAAGGAGGUUGUAUUGAAUUUUAACAAAAAUUGUCGAAACAAGUGUUUUGCUUAUUCAUGCAUAAGGUAAUGCACUUGUUUUUUUUUGGUAAUAUAUAUUAAACAACUUAAACAUGAAA